AUGGCCGAUUCGGACGAGGAAUACGUCGGAGAUGUUACAGAGGAUGAAGAUGAUCUCCAGGUGACCCGGAAAGAUCAGAUCGGGACAAGGAAGAGAAAACAGCGUGGAGGUGCAGAGUGGGAGCUGUCCAGGACCUGGGAGACACUCGUCGAAGGCGCAGAUGGCACCAUCAGUGCGACCGUGGAGGGGCUGCUGGAAGCUGGAAAGCGGAAAAGACUGUUGAAAGAUACAACUCCUCUCCAACGCGGUAUUAUACGACAUCUGAUCCUUGUCCUCGACCUUUCACAGUCCAUGUCCGAAAAAGAUCUACGUCCGACACGUUACCUGCUGACUCUGCGAUACGCGCAGGAAUUCGUGCGAGAAUUUUUUGAGCAAAACCCCAUCUCCCAGUUGGGCGUCUUGGGUCUGCGGGACGGCCUAGCUGUUCGAAUCAGCAAUAUGAGCGGAAACCCCACGGAGCACAUGAAAGCCAUCCAAUCACUCAAGACCCAAGACCCAAAAGGUCUUCCCAGUCUACAAAAUGGACUGGAAAUGGCAAGAGGUGCCCUUUUUCACACCCCCAAACAUGGGACUCGAGAAGUGCUGGUUAUUUUCGGCUCCCUCCUGUCUUCGGACCCAGGUGAUAUCCAUCAGACCAUCAAUACCCUGAUCAAUGACAAGGUACGAGUCCGUAUUGUCGGUCUCGCUGCACAGGUCGCGAUUUGUCGUGAGCUUUGCACAAAAACGAACGGAGGUGAUGAAACGACCUACGGUGUGGCGCUCAAUGAGCAACAUUUCCGAGAGUUGAUGAUGGACGUGACCACCCCGCCCGCCACGUAUUCCCUGAAACAAUCUGCUAGCUCGUUGUUGAUGAUGGGCUUUCCAUCUCGAACAGUAGAGGCAAGGCCCUCUCUCUGCGCUUGCCACUCUAAACCAUCUCGGGGUGGGUACUUGUGCUCCCGUUGUGGCAGCAAGCCUCAUGAAUCGAACGUUCCAAGUGACUCGUCGAACAUCUCUAUCCCCGAAAAGCCGGUGGACUCGGAGCCUAUAUACCCAUCUUCCUUUGCGCAUAUAGUUGAGCUUAUUACCACAGGGCAGCCAAUUCCGGGGAUUGAGCAGAUUCCGGAUACGGUAUUGACGGGUCAUGAAAUCUCGAGUGAAAAACCUCGGCGACGCAAGCCGUGGGAGAAGGAUGAAAUGGAGCCUACAAAGAGUGAAUAUACGGCGGAAGCUUGA
Messenger RNA from Penicillium odoratum, 1215 nucleotides. Its product is annotated as TFIIH/NER complex subunit SSL1. The coding region runs from base 1 to 1215 and encodes 404 amino acids. Gene Ontology annotation, biological process: nucleotide-excision repair; regulation of transcription by RNA polymerase II. The transcript is spliced from 4 exons. The record is from RefSeq and is a predicted model, not a curated record. Gene Ontology annotation, cellular component: transcription factor TFIIH holo complex. Lineage: Eukaryota; Fungi; Ascomycota; Eurotiomycetes; Eurotiales; Aspergillaceae.